Molecule: messenger RNA, 1589 nt
Organism: Amborella trichopoda
Lineage: Eukaryota; Viridiplantae; Streptophyta; Magnoliopsida; Amborellales; Amborellaceae
Source: RefSeq, a predicted model, not a curated record
UUAUCCCCACAGCUUGAUUGAUGCUUUAAUGAUUGAUUCACAAGCCCUUUCCAUUGCCAUCCAUAAGUCUCUGAACCGGCAAAACACUUUAUCCCUCACCAAAUUCUCUCUCUAAAAAGGCCUCUUUCCCCUCUUUCUUUCCUACCAUUCUCUUCUUACUCUUCUGAGGCACACACUUUGUCUCUACAAAUUCUUUGCCCUCCCCACCAUUCUCACUCUCCAAAAGCACUGUCUCAAGGCUUUGAGCAACAUGGGUUCUCCUGAGACUGGACAUAGAUCACAGAGCCAUGAUGAUCUUGAGCACCACUUCUUUCAGCUCUCUCUCUCUGAUAAAGGAAGCAAGAUAAGCUUCGAUAGCUCGGACGGGGAUGCAGACGCAGAGCUAUCGGACGAUAAGGAAGAAACAGCUGAAGAGAGAGAGAAUAGCUCAGAUCAGGAGCUCAGUCCUUAUGGCUCCAAGCCAAGGAAGGAUAUGAGGCAGAAUUCGGAGCUUUCGGGUGUUGGGUCUCCAUUGAACAGGCUGAGGUUGGAGCCUCUGAGCCAACCGAUCGAUAUUAAGCAUUAUGCUAGUGAGAAUGAGGUUAGAGAGAGAGGGAGGAAGAAGAAGUUCAGGAGAGGUGGGUUGAGGAGAGCUAGAGAGAGCCGGAUUGAGAAGACAUGGGAGAUUAGGAAGUCGAGAGCUCAAAUGGAGGAUGGUUUGGAUGAGACUGAUAACCACUCAGUCGCUAGUGAGUUUCAUGAGCAAAACCCCACCACACCUAGAGAGAGAAAUUCAAUGUGUAUGGAUUUGGAUGAGGUGAAAGCUUGUUGGGACCUUGGGUUCGGGUUACACCAGCUCUCUUUCUCUACCAUUGAGACCAGUAGCAGUGGGUUAGAGAGCAUUGGCAACUCCCCAAUUGCUCAUUGGAGGAUCUCCAGUCCAGGUGAUCAUCCAAGGGAUGUCAAGGCAAGGCUCAAAGUAUGGGCUCAAGCAGUGGCUUCAACAGCCCGCCUUUACAGCUGAGAAUAUUUCUUGGUUGGUUAUGAAUGAUAGAGAGAGAGAGAGAGAGAGAGAGUUCACUUAAGAAUGAGAAACUUAAAAAUAUUAUCUGCCUUAAGGGCGAUUUCCUCUGUUAUAAAAGCUCUUUUUAUUAUUGGCCUGCUUCUUGGAAGUUGGAAGAUCAGAUAACUUUUAUGGCAAAGCUACCUGGUUCAUGGUCAGGUAGGACGUCCCCCUAAAAACUAUUGGAGUUCAAGUUGGUGACUGCAAUCUUCUUCAGAUGGGUAGGUGUAAUCCAUUGAUGGUACUGCUUUCUAAAUCUUCUCUUGUAAAUAGCAGCCUUUACAACUAACUAUACUUCACUUUUCACUUUCAAUUUUCGCUUGUAAGCAACAGAAACUAGGUUUUGGAAACCUAGUGACUGGGCUCUGAUGGAGGGUUCUUACAGUCUCCUCCUCCUCUAUCUCUCUCUCUCUCUCUCUCUAAAUUUCCAUUGAUAUCUGUUGAGACCACUACAUGAUUUUCAGGUAUUGUACAGGAGCCUGUUUGUAUGUUGUGAUUGUUGUUUUUUUGGGAUCAAUGCGAUUGCGAUUUUUGUGUUUCUAUUGAA